GGCCUCCUCAGCGGCCCGGCGGGCUGGCUGCAGGGCCCGGCGGAGCGCCUUUCGCAGCGCCGCGGGCAUGAGGCGGGCAUGAGGAGGGUAUGAGGCGGGCGGCGGCGGGCGAGGUGAAGGCGACCUUGCCGCCGCUCCUCCCGCCCGCAGCGGCGGGGCGGGCCGCCCUCCUCACGGCAGGCUGCAGGAAUACGGAACACUUUAUAUUCAGGAAUACAAGAAAAACAGCAAAGUGGAGUCAAGUACAUGCAGCAGCUUCAUGGGCUUGAAGGAUCAUCUGGGGCAUGACUUAGGCCACCUUUAUGUGGGGAGCACUGGCACACAAAUAAAUGCAAUUGUACCUUGGUCAAUGGCGGAGAAGCCAACGAUGGAUAAGGUGAAUUCUAGGAAAGAAGAUGUGGACAAAGAGGCAUCUGAAGAGACUUCUGGAAGCUCCAGCUGUGACUCUGAAGAAAGUACAAAUUCUGAUAAUGAUUCAGAGAGACUGAACAAUUCUGCAUCAGAAUCACAUUUAUUGCCUAAGACUCACCGGCAGCUGUGCCGAUCUCCUUGCUUAGAGCCUCAUAUACUGAAAAGAAAUGAAAUCUUGGAAGACUUUAGGAUAGAAGAGGCUCAGAUAGUACCUAAGGAAGUCAAAAAGCCCCCUGAUGUAGUGAAAGAAUAUCAAACCAAACUGGAGUUUGCACUUAAGUUGGGUUACUCUGAAGAGCAGGUUCAACUUGUACUAAAUAAACUUGGUACUGAUGCUUUAAUAAAUGAUAUUUUGGGAGAACUUGUCAAACUUGGGAAUAAAACUGAGACUGAUCAGACUGUAACUAAUGCUAACACUACUGUAAUGCGUGAAGCGUCUUCCAUAGAGUCUCAGAGGUCAGAGUCUCCACUGCAGGAGGAUGUGACGGAGGAUGGUGACAACCUGAGGCCAAUAGUUAUUGAUGGCAGCAAUGUUGCGAUGAGCCACGGGAACAAAGAAGUAUUUUCGUGUCGAGGAAUCAAAUUGGCAGUAGACUGGUUUUUGGAGAGAGGCCACAAGGAUGUUACAGUGUUCGUGCCAGCAUGGAGGAAAGAACAGUCGAGACCCGAUGCUCUUAUCACAGAUCAAGAAAUCUUGCGUAAAUUAGAAAAGGAGAAGAUUCUUGUGUUCACACCAUCCCGCCGAGUGCAAGGGAGAAGGGUGGUAUGCUACGAUGACCGAUUUAUAGUGAAGUUGGCCUUUGAGUCAGAUGGCAUCAUUGUUUCUAAUGAUAACUACAGGGAUCUAGCUAAUGAAAAGCCUGAAUGGAAGAAGUUCAUAGAUGAACGCUUGCUGAUGUAUUCAUUUGUUAAUGACAAAUUUAUGCCUCCUGAUGAUCCUCUUGGCCGCCAUGGUCCCAGUCUGGACAAUUUUCUUAGGAAGAAGCCUAUUGUGCCAGAACAUAAGAAGCAACCAUGUCCAUAUGGGAAGAAGUGUACCUAUGGACACAAAUGCAAAUACUAUCAUCCGGAAAGAGGAAAUCAGCCUCAGCGAUCUGUGGCUGAUGAGCUUCGUGCCAUGUCUAGAAGCACAGCUGCCAAAACUACAAGUGAAGGAGGACUGGUAAAAAGCAAUAGUGUUCCCUGCAGCACGAAAAAUGAUGGCACUUCUGAGCUGAAGCGUGCUACUCCAAAGAGGCAAUCAGAUCCUAGUAUAAGGACUCAAGUCUAUCAAGACUUGGAGGAAAAGCUUCCCACCAAAAACAAAUUGGAAACCAGGUCUGUACCUUCUUUAGUUAGUAUACCAAGUUCCUCUGCUGCAAAACCCCAAAGCACUGCACCUUUAACUAACGGCCUUCCCUCCGGAGUUCACUUCCCACCUCAGGAUCAAAGACCACAGGGACAGUAUCCUACAGUGAUGAUGGCAACCAAAAAUCACGGAACGCCAAUGCCUUAUGACCAGUAUCCAAAAUGCGAGUCUCCUGUGGAUGUAGGGUAUUACUCUAUGCUGAGUGCAUAUUCAAAUCUAAGUAUGUCUGGUCCACGUAGUCCUGAAAGGCGCUUCUCCUUGGACACAGAUUAUAGGAUUAGCUCUGUAGCUUCUGACUGCAGCAGCGAAGGGAGCGUUAGCUGUGGCAGUAGUGAUUCCUACGUGGGUUACAGCGACCGCUCUUACAUGAGUUCGCCUGACCCACAGCUAGAGGAGAACUUGAAGUGCCAACAUAUGCACCCCCACGGCCGCCUUAACACUCAGCCCUUCCUACAGAGCUACCACGAGCCUCUCACACGAGUGCAAAGCUAUAGUCAUGAAGAACCAAAGCAUCACCACAAACCUCCGAUUCCGUACAUGGCUGUGCAUCUACAGCAUCCAACAGUCGGUGCUCGUUCUAGUUGUCCGAACGACUACUCUGCAUCUCAGAGUUCGUCACAUUCAAAGACAAUGCAUCUGGGGAGAGCCCUCGUGUCCACGAGAAUAGACAGCAUUUCAGACUCACGUUUAUAUGAUAAUUCUCCACUAAGACACAGAAAGCCUUAUUCUGGCCAAGAUGGGCUUGGAAGCUGGGAUAGGCAGAGUUACGGGAUGGAUGCCUAUGGCUACCGCCAGACCUACUCCUUGCCGAGUAACCCCACGCAGCCGUGUUACGAGCAGUUUGCCUUCCAAAGCUUACCUGAACAGCAGGACCAGACCUGGCGCGUACCUUACUGUGGAAUCCCUCAAGACCCUCCAAGGCACCAAGACACCCGGGAGAAGGUUUACAUAAAUCUCUGCAACAUCUUCCCCCCUGAUCUUGUGAGGAUCGUCAUGAAGAAGAACCCUCACGUGACGGACGCUCAGCAGCUCGCUGCAGCCAUCUUAGUGGAAAAAUCUCAGCUAGGUUAUUGAGAGAUGAUGCAUCUUUGUGGUGUCUAGUAGUUUUCAGCUCAGCUCUAAUGCUGAGGGAGGUUUGCUACAAUAGCAUUUGGGAUCUCCUUCUCAGCAAGGAGGUUAUAUAGUAAUCCGUUUAUGUGAAAUACUGUAUCAUGGAGUCUGUAUGUAUAGCCCCAUGCAUCGGAAGUACCAGAUAUGUUUUGUGUUCUAGUUUGAAAAUUUUUAAAUGGCUAUUUUCACAGCUGGAGAAUGUUCCAGUUUAAAUUAAUAUAUAUAUAUAUAAUAUAAAAAAAAAAAAAAUCUGUGGUCUCUGGUUAUAAUCUUUGGUGCAUCAGGGGUUUAUAUGCAGCACUUUCUAUCCUCGUUACAUGUUGUUGGGGUUUUUGUUCUCGUUUUUUAACUUGCUGGAUGUUUGUCCUUGGGCUGCGUGGUAUUAAAACAACCUGCAGAGAGAGGAUUUUGCUACUUCUGGCAGGCAAUUUUCAAGCCAAGUUUUUGAACUUUUUACAACACCAUGAGUAUGUUUGUUUGUUUGUUUGUUUGUUUGUUUUUGUGAGCUUUUUUGUGCUAUAAUCAUCUAUUUAUAGGAAACAAAGAUUUACUACAGCACUGACUUCAUUUUUUAAACAGAUAAUUAAGUUACCAGCUAAUGGUGAAAUGGGUAACAAUAUAUUAGUAAUUUAUAGUAUGGCACUUUUCAUUGCUUUCUUUGUUUUGUUUAAAUAGUUACGUGUUUUGUUGAUGCAGUCAAUUAGUAAGAUCAGAUGCAAUCAGAGUAGGACAAAAAAAAUCUUUCUUUUUUUUUUUUAAUUAAUUUAUGGAUAAGGUAAAGGCCUUAUUGCCUGAUUUUCAAAGGUGCUGAGAAUUUGCAGCCCCCUUUGAACCUCACGGAAGCUGCAAAGGCUCAGAACCUCCCCAAAGCAGGCCACCCUGUUCCAGUUCCCGUGCGUUGUUACCCAGCUCCGCGUAUUUCUGGUCAGUAGAAGGGAGCCUGAAAUCGUAGGGUCCCGUUUAGUCGUUUUAUGUGGUUUUUUCUUUGUAUUGCUGCACAAGUGUACUGGAUAAAAUAUGCUUUUCAUAAAAUAUUUACCUGUUUUUAAAUGAAUUUAAUUAUCUCAAUGCAACUUUUGUAUUUAAGAUACUGUUUUGAUUUUUCUUGCUAUUUAUCAAGGCUGGCCUGAAAAGGUUUUGUGUGUUGAGGAUAUGCAACAUUUAUUAACUGCACUAUGGUAAUGAUAUUGUAGCUGAAAAUAAUAACUUAAACUUUUUUUUUUUUCUUUCUGUUUCGGUUGGGGAGGGGAGGGUUGCGGGGAGAGAAGAUACCGUAUGUGUUCCUGAAGUUAGUUUUUGGACUGUUGCAUCGUGUAGGCCUGAUUCUUGCCACAAAUAGUGUAGUUUUAGAAACAGACAAACCAAGUCUGUUUUAGUAUUAGUAAGGGAUAUUUCUGGUUUUAAGUCAUGGGUUUUACUAGCACCUCGUAAGCUUUUUUAUAUGUAUAUGAUAGAAAUAGAUUUUGCAAUUGAUGUCAGAUGUACUUACGCGACAUAGUUGACGACAGUUUUAGGUUUCCAUCCAUUGUAACAAUGUUCAGUGUUAAAAAAAAAAAAUCACUAGUUUACACUAUUACUGCUGAAAAUUUUGGUACGCUUGCCGGAAUUUAAAGUAAGGCCCUGAAGAACCAGAAAGUACCUUUUACUGUUGAUACAAAUUGUAUCUUUUUAACUGAGAACUAUUUUGAUUUGUAGAUUUAGUAGAAACACAAAUGUAUAAUUAUAACUAGUCUUUUGGGCAACAUUUUAUCCCUUAUUUAAAAAUUAGAGAUUUCAGACAUAGAAUAGACCUAGGCAAGUAAAAGUAGGUAUUUAUUUAGGUGUCUGUCUCAAUUUCACAUCUUAAAAAGAAAAAAGAAACUAUUGGCAUCUUCUUCCUUCUAAAAUCCUUGUAGUGGGAACUCACUAAAAUAAAGGUAAAAUGCUGCCUGAAAAUGAUGUCCAAGCACCUUUGAAUACGAAGACGUUUUCACUACUUGUGCGACACCGUGUGUUGCAGCGAGUAGGGUUUGGGUAUACAGUAAAUGCUUCUAAAGAGCAUUGUGCUUAUAGACAUAUCCAAUAAUCUGAACCAUGUUCAGCAAACCGAUUCAGGACGUAGCGCUCGCGCAGCUUCCGCUGCUGAUGCGCUGCGGGAUCUGCCGUCGCCUGUCCCUGCGGCGAUGCCGGAGGGGCUCUACGCCAUCUGUCCUGCCUUGUCUGUUUAGGGAGAGGAACCUCUUCACCUGUGGCAACAGUUUUUUUCCCUGGAUUUGGUUGGUCGCCAUCCAUAGAGCGUGUUGUAAUGUAGAGGUCGAUGCAGCGCUGACGCUGAGGUUUGGACUGGGAAAUGGGUCUCAUCUUAGUUGUGCACUAAGAUUUUUUUUAAAAAAUGGAAUUACCCUUAAGUACUACACCAUAGUGUAGAUGCAGCUGUUUUAAUAAUGCAGUUAUUAUAUUUGUGUUUUUAAUGGGUUUCUACAUUUAUUUUUUAUGUAGGAAUUCACUUCUGCCAAAAGUUGAAUUCCUUUAAGCAUGAACAGAAACGUGCGCGUAAUAGAGGUGUUUCUUCUUUCUCCCUAUCACGUGAGCAUCAGAAUGCUUCCUACUACCUACCUGUAGCAGUCUGGCCUGGAGUGUUGGACCAGCAGGCGUAGCCAUGUUGUGAAAACGGUGCGAGGAGACACAUGGGACUGUCGUGCUGCAGUGCCCAGACCUGGGUUAUCAGUAUUGAUUGCCUCCGCGUACAUUUAAUGCAGUAUUGAACCCCUGAAAGUGUGUUGAUUGCUAGAGAAUUUGUUAGAGGUUCUGUGCUUUGUACUCAAGCACUGAAAAUGCUUUAAAAGUAUAAGAACAGGAGCAAUUUGGUGGGUUUUAUGGUUGUGCAAUGAUGUGCUAGCUCCCCUUAGACUCUUUUAUGUUGGGUAAAGCAAAUUUACUGUGGACAAAAUAUUGGCCUUGGUAUUUCCUUUGGUUUUGCUGUGAUAAUAGAAUGAGGAGUUGCAUGUGAACUCCUCAGAAUGAGGACUUGCGUGUGAACUCCUCCACGUCAAAGAGAUCAGCCUAGAUAUUUAGCAGACUAUAGAGAGGACACCAGUAAGAAAGAAGAAAGCAAUGAUACUGGUCAAAUACUACAUUUGUCAAUGUAAUUGCGUUGAUGCAGAUAACUGAUCUGUAACAUCCCGCGUUUCUUAAACAGUAGAAGGUGGUUCAGUGAUGCUGCCUUUGCCCCCGUUGAGUGCUAGAACUGCAGGGAAGGAUAAAUACCUUCAGGUUAGGCCUGUCCCCCAUGGAGAGGGCAACGCUUCCCUUUGUCUUCAAUACUUGAGAGUUGUUUUGAUAACUUACCAGAAACUCUGUAUUUUUAGAUACAAUCCCAAGCUGUUACAGCUACAUCAGUAAUAGUAUAUAGAUACGCAGUAUUUUGAAUGCACAUUUACCUUAGGCAUCUGCCCACAGCUGUUUUCUAUACAGCAACGUGUUGCCAAUAUUUAGAGUUUUUAAAUAUGUCCCAUGGAUACCCAACUUUGAGCUAAAUAUGCCCAGGCUAUGGCAGUAUUAAUCACUUUGUUGUCUUUUCUUUAAAAAAGCGUGUGUGUGUGUGUGUGCAUAUCUACCUGCACACACACACAUACUUGGCAAGUGGGUUUAAGACGACCGCUAAUAGUCUGAGGUAAGAUCAUAUCUUUUCAGGUGCCCUUUAUUUUCCUCGGUAUGUUUGAACUGUAGCUCGGGCCUCCACUGCAGAAUAGCUCUGGGGGGAGCCAAAAGGCCGAUGUGUUUGUGUGAAAGCCGGUGUGCCGCUCUGGUGAAGCCCUUGAAGGGGACUUUGGCAGCCUCGGAGCCCGUGGACUGUUGUUGAGCUGUUGGCCAUCUUCUGCUGUGAAAGCUGUAGCUAACGGUGAACGCUUUUCUAAAAAUACCCAAGCUAUGGCUGGCAACCGGAGUACCUCACGGGGGACGGAAAGCUGGGGGGCGUUCGCCCCAGCAAGGGGAGCGCCGGAGGACGGAAUGCCUUGGGUGAGAGAUACCGCAGCACCUUGCUGCAGGAAGAGACUACCAAAACAUUUACCGGCUUCAUCAGCUGAUGGUUUGACCAAGGUAUUUUGGAUGUGUAAAGCUUGAAAAAUGAGACACGAUGCUUUCGUGCUGUCCGGAGCAUUUAGAAAAAUACCCAACUGAGUUUGCAUUGCUACUGAAAAUUUAAAAUACUGUGCAAUUAAAGAGACCAUUUUUUUAAAAUAAAAAUAAUUUAGAAAUUAUUUAUUUUGAUUUACAGUGUGACUCUUGCUAAUUUAUUCCUUGCAUUAUACGGCCGUGGUGGAGCGCUGUUUAUAUUUUUUAUUUAUCAUAGGAACUAAAACUGCUGAGAAGAAAAAACCAGUAGUUUUAAACUUAAAACAAAACUCUGUGGCCUUGUUUUGUUUUUCAUAAAAGGGCUGAGGUUUUAUAACUGUCAAAUCAUGCAUUUUAUAUACUUUGUACAUUUCAGAGAAGCGUAGUUUUAAGAAUUUUGUUCAAAUUCAAUGUGUAUGUGCUCAUUGUUUAGACUAACCGUGUAACUGGUCCUAAAAUCACCCGUGUUAAAUGGUUGUUCCAGCUAACCUGUUGCUAGGUGACAUGAGAGAUGUUCGGGCUUGGUCUUUAGAUGUUCUGGAAUACGUUUCAUGUAUCUUAAGGUUCCAUCAGAAACUGGUGAUCGAGUCGCCUUAUCCCACGUGAAAUCGUCCCGCUGUGUGCUGGGUUUUCCUCGCGGCGCGUUACAAGGUAAUGCCCCGGCACACGGGAAGCGCGUAGCAGAUGUUUAUACAGGCGCCAUCGGGUUGUUCGUGGUUAAUGAAUAUGCUUUCAGUAUUUUUCCAGCUUCCAUUUUCAGGACUUAAAGGGUUGUCAUAACUUGGAGUCAUAGAAUCGCCUAGGUUGGAAGGGACCUUUCAGACCAUCUAGUCCAACCAUCAGCCUGACUCUGACAAAAACCGCCACUAAACUUGUGCUUGAAGGUUUUCUUCUCUGUCUGCCCUUUAACCUGAGGGAUCGCAGUAGUGCCCGUCCCCUCCCUUGGGCUUAACAGCUGUUCGAGACCCAGUCUCCCCAGCGCUUGCACAUACGCCCCACGAGCCCGAGGACGCGCGUGGGCCCAUUUUAGUGGCGCUAGAGAAGACCUGAGUAAAAGUGGCACGUGUGGAAGUGCGGGAGGACCGGGGGCCUUGAGGAGCACAGCUGGAGCACAGCUGGGGAACCGCCUGCUCCCAGAAGGAGGUGAGAUCUCGCCGGUGCUGGCGGGAUUGGACUCUGUGGGCACUGGGAACACCUACAGACCAAAUCUGCCUGGGUGUUUAAGCACAUCCAUCCUCAGCAUUUCAAAGGUGUUAACAAUCUACUCUUCUCCUUGUAAAACAAAACCUCUCCGCUUUUUGUAAGCCAACGUUUUCUCUUGGUCUCAGAUGAAGUCCAGUUUACCAGGUUAGGUUGGCUGGUUGGUUACUUUUUAUUUAUCUGAAUGACAUUCUUAAUGAAACCGAUAUUUGAAAACUGUUUUACCAGCGUAUUACAGAACAUCCUGCAAGGAAACAGAAAUGCAGAUACAGCAGCAAUAAUUGUGUUUUGUAGUUCCUUUUCCCCUCGUUAUCUCUGUACUUGUGUUGAGUAAGUAAGAUUUUAAUACUGUCCUAAAGUCCGCUCCGGCAAAAACAUUAGUUAAAAAUAAUGUUUGGAGUAGUUGAUAAAGCAAUUGUCAAACUGGCUCUUCGUUCCUUCACUGGUCGUUCUGUAUUAUUUCUGUGAUGUGACUAUUCACAUCUUAAAACCACCUUCUAAACCGUACAAAAAACCCCAUGUAUGUGGAUUCUGCUUUUAGAGAAAAAAAAAUAAUAAAGAUUCA
Molecule: messenger RNA, 8729 nt
Organism: Chroicocephalus ridibundus (black-headed gull)
Lineage: Eukaryota; Metazoa; Chordata; Aves; Charadriiformes; Laridae
Gene: ZC3H12C
Product: zinc finger CCCH-type containing 12C
Exons: 6
Coding region: 260-2833 (857 amino acids)
Cellular component (GO): nucleus; cytoplasmic ribonucleoprotein granule
Molecular function (GO): metal ion binding; mRNA binding; RNA endonuclease activity
Source: RefSeq, a predicted model, not a curated record